AAUAAACAGGGCCAAGGACCAAUAGCAAUAUGCUGCUCAACGAACACACGGCCAUUUCAACCGUACCCAUCCUUCUAGUCCCCUAUUCACAUUGGCAUGUCCCCCGCUACCACGAAUGGAUGAAAGAUGAGGAAAUCCAACAAGCAACCGCCUCCGAACCCCUCACCCUAGAGGAGGAAUACGGCAUGCAACUUAGCUGGCGACAAGACCCCGACAAACUAACAUUCAUCAUCUGCCAACCCGUCUCUACAAUCCCAGUCCCAGCCCCAGGUAUCCACAGAACAAUCAAGGCGAGAGAAGAUGACUCCGAGUCCAAAAUGCUCGGCGACAUAAACCUCUUCCUACGCGUCGACGAAGGCGACGUCGACGAAGACAUCGCCUCCUCAACAGAACGCCUCAUCAUCGGCGAAAUCGAAUUAAUGAUCGCGGAACGCCGCAACCACCGCCAGGGCUACGGCCGCGCAGCACUCCUCUGCUUCAUGCGGUAUAUCAUCGAGCAUGAGGCUGAGAUCUUGGGUGAAUUUGUGCCGUCGACGUUUGCGUUCGGCACGGUGGGUGAGAAGUCGAAGGUUUUGCUUACGGGGGAUGGGAGGGGGGAUUGGAAGUUUUCGUGUCUGAGUGUGAAGAUUGGGGAGGGGAAUACGGGGAGUUUGGCGCUUUUUGAGAGUGUGGGGUUUAGGAGGGUGGCUGGGGAGGCGGAUUAUUUUGGGGAGGUGGAGUUAAGGAGGGAGAGAGGGGAUUUGGGGGGGAAGAGGGUUAAGGAGGGGACUGAGGGGGGGGUUGGGGGAUGA
Messenger RNA from Aspergillus glaucus CBS 516.65, 791 nucleotides. RefSeq lists its product as uncharacterized. The record is from RefSeq and is a predicted model, not a curated record. Lineage: Eukaryota; Fungi; Ascomycota; Eurotiomycetes; Eurotiales; Aspergillaceae. The transcript has 4 exons. The coding region runs from base 30 to 791 and encodes 253 amino acids. Gene Ontology annotation, biological process: protein acetylation. Gene Ontology annotation, molecular function: N-acetyltransferase activity.